AUGGCCCCCUUUCAACCAGGCAGAGCUCCUCAGUGCAUGGGAGAUUAUAUUGGCAUCAGACUUCGGGAAAAUGAAUUUGACCCAAAAGGAAGAAGGCAACUCACCUUUCUAGAUGAUAUGGCACACUAUGAUUUGGCCAUCAAUGUCGCUUUGCAAUGGCUGGAUCACUCAGAAGACUUAACUUGGCUCGAGUGGGGAAAAGUGAAAAUGCCAUUUCAUGACAGACCUGUAUAUCCAAACCGGAAAGAAAGAGAAGCAAUGAUUUUAUCAUCUUAUGCUGGAAUCCUAAUGAACAGUAUCCCGAUUGAGGAAGUCUUUAAAAUGUACGGAGCUGAUUCUUCUACCAAUUCUAGGGCUACAAAGGUUCCCCAAGCUCCACCUCUCCGCCUCUCCCUGCAUCCCUUUGCCAUGUUAACAGCGCCCCACGCAGCAGAAUACGCCCGCAAACAGAGUCACUUAGAAACUUGGAACUGCACCAUGGAAGUUCAUAAUAAAGCCUCUGGGAGAGGAAAAGAAACAUCCUAA
Enhydra lutris kenyoni (northern sea otter) is the source of this 525-nucleotide messenger RNA. RefSeq names its product chromosome unknown C2orf80 homolog. NCBI's taxonomy places the organism in Eukaryota, Metazoa, Chordata, Mammalia, Carnivora, Mustelidae. The transcript has 7 exons. The record is from RefSeq and is a predicted model, not a curated record. The coding region runs from base 1 to 525 and encodes 174 amino acids.